AUGUCUCUGGCAGAGGAGCUGGCGGCGGACCCAGACCUGCGGCUGGAGGCGCGCCUCGUGUUCUCUGCAGAGGACGACAACAGCGGCUCCUCCCUGCCCUCCGCCAACCCCCCCGGGAGGGUGGCCGAUGUCGUGAGGAUAUGGGGCUCCGAGAGGUUGGGAGACCUGCUUGCUAAGGUGGCGAGCGGGUGCGAGCAGCCGUCCACGGUGUGGGAGGCGAGCGCGGCGUGCAGCGACCUGGACGGCGACAUGGGCGCGGCGCACGCGCUGCUGCGCGCCCUCUACGGCCGGCGCUUCCCCGAGCUGGAGGCGCUCGUCCGGGCCGGCGCCGCCUACGCCGCCGUCGCCAGGCGCCUCGGCUGCGGCAGCGCCGGCGGGGGCGGCGCCGGCUACGGGGGCGUGGCGUUCGGGGGCGGGCUCGGGGGCGGCGCCGUCGCGGCCGCGCUGGCGCCGCUGCUGCCGCCGGCCUCCGUCAUGGUGGUCUCGCUGGCCGCCGCCACCACCAGGGGACGCAGCCUCACCGAGCACGAGCAAGAGUGCGUGACGGAGGUGCUGGACGCGGAGGCGGGAAUGACGGCGGCCCGGGCGGUGCUGGGGGCGUACGUGGAGGCGCGCAUGGCGGCCGCCGCCCCCGAGCUGGCGGCCGUGCUGGGGGCGGAGGCGGCGGCGCGCCUCGUGGCGGCGGCGGGCGGCCUGCACAAGCUGGCGCGCACGCCCGCCUGCAACGUGCUCGCGCUCGCCAAGGCCGCCGCCGCCGCCUCGGGGGCGGUGGAGCGCCGGCUGAGGCAGCUGCAGGCUCCGCCGCCGCCCAAGGAGACGCGCGCGCUGGCGCGGCCGCCGCCGGGCGUGGGCCUGCUGGGCGGCAGCGUGGGCGGCGGCACCGGCGUGUACGUGGGCGGCGGCGCGGGGCGGCGGCGCGGGGGACGGCGCGCGCGCCGGCAGCGGCGCCAGAGGGGGCAGCUGACCGCGCUGGCCCGCUUGCGCAACAGGGUGCGUCUGGCCGACGCGUGGACCGGCGCCCCUCCGGAGGCCGACGGCUGCUGGGGCUGGGACGGCGACGGCGGCGGGGGCGGCGGCGUGGGCGGCGGCGCGGCGGGGCCCGGCGGCGUCAGGGCGCCGCCCCCCGACGACAGGACCAAGGUUCGCAUCUCCAGAGCGCUGCAGCGCCGGCUGGCCGUGGAGCGGGAACGCUGCCUGGGCGCCGGCGACGUGCUGGCCACACCCACGCCAGGCACUGCGUCCAGUGUUGCCUUCUCGACGGUCGAGGGGCUCGAGAUCGUGCACCCUGCGGCGGCCGCCGCCGAGGCCCUCCCAAGGGGCCGCGGCAGGUACUUCGCUGAUGUCGGCGCCUGCUGA
This is a messenger RNA of Schistocerca serialis cubense, 1356 nucleotides long. Its product is annotated as U4/U6 small nuclear ribonucleoprotein Prp31-like. Gene Ontology annotation, cellular component: U4/U6 x U5 tri-snRNP complex; U4 snRNP; precatalytic spliceosome. Bases 1 to 1356 code for a protein of 451 amino acids. NCBI's taxonomy places the organism in Eukaryota, Metazoa, Arthropoda, Insecta, Orthoptera, Acrididae. The record is from RefSeq and is a predicted model, not a curated record. Gene Ontology annotation, biological process: spliceosomal tri-snRNP complex assembly; mRNA splicing, via spliceosome. The transcript has 5 exons.